This is a messenger RNA of Cicer arietinum (chickpea), 1628 nucleotides long. Its product is annotated as auxin-responsive protein SAUR21-like. Lineage: Eukaryota; Viridiplantae; Streptophyta; Magnoliopsida; Fabales; Fabaceae. Gene Ontology annotation, biological process: response to auxin. The record is from RefSeq and is a predicted model, not a curated record.
CCCACCUCCUAGUGCUAAUGCUAGCACAAUAAUUCACUUGAAAUAAUACAGAUGUAUAAAAUAUAAUCACAAACAUAUAGUUUGGUCUAUAAUGGUCUAUCUAUAGUUAUCCAUCACUGCCUUAUAGUCACUUAUCAACUGGACAUAAUGAAGAAAACAUGACUAAAGCAUGUUUAAAACAUGAUCAAGUACUAGUUAAUGCAUGAACAAAUAUGAGGUUGCACUUAAGCACCUCUCACUUAGUUGCAGGUGGAGGCUUUGUAUUGGACAUUGUUUGAGAAGAUGGGGUACAAUCUUAAGACAAUACCACAUGCUAUCUCAUUCUAUGCUUUUAACUCUUUCAAACAAUAAUUUAGCUUGGAAUUGGGUUUCCAGAGAACCUCAAUUAAUAUAAAUAUAAUUACAAUUGCCUUCAAAAACAGCAAAAUCAUUGAUAUCCUCAAGUAUUAGUUACACCAUUUUUUUAAAAUUUGAGAUACUUUCUCUGUUGAGUUUUUUCUUCCCUCAAACAAGGACAAAAAAUGGGUUUCCGGUUAAAUGUUAUUCGGCGAGCACUACUAAUUGAUAGACCAACAACUUCAAAAUCAGCAGAAGUUUCAAAGGGAUAUGUUGCGGUGUAUGUUGGAGGGAAACAAAAACGGUUUGUGAUCCCAAUAUCAUACUUGAACCAACCAUCAUUUCAAGACUUGCUGAGUCAAGUUGAAGAAGAGUUUGGAUAUGAUCAUCCUAUGGGUGGCCUCACAAUUCCUUUCCUUUCUUCAAAAUCUGUCAUCAACUUCUCUGAAAAAAUAAUAAUGGCUAUUCGUUUGCCUUUGAUCAUGCAGGCUAAGAAGCAUAUCCUCUGCAGCACACUUUCAAGCAGCAAAAAAGUGUCAUCUGUUAAUAUACCAAAAGGUUAUUUGGCAGUAUAUGUUGGAGAAGAGAAAAAGAAGAGAUUUGUGGUUCCAAUAUCAUACUUGCAUGAACCUGCUUUUCAACAAUUGCUUUGUAAAGCUGAAGAAGAAUUUGGGUUUAAUCAUCCAAUGGGUGGUCUCACCAUUCCUUGCAGAGAAGAAAUCUUUGUUAGUGUUACUUCUCAAUUGGAAGUUUAAUCACAAACAACAAACAAAUCACCAAGUUCAUCAUAUAUCACAUACUUUUCUCUGCAAAGCCACUUGAAUAAAGUGUCAGAAAAGACUCGUGUUGGUUUGUAGGCAUAGCUAGCAAUCCUGAAAGCAGUCUGAGAUGUUACACCAUCCAUUGCAUAUCACAACAGAUUGAGAGCAAGAGUGAUAAGUACACAGGUUCCUGUCAAGCCAUGAUCUUUGCAGCCAUUUCAUCAAAUGGACUAUACAGUACCAAAUAUUACUAGAAACCUUUCUGCUUUGAAUCCUGUUGAAAUUAGCAGAACACAUGCAUGCAUUAGGGAUAUAAUUUCAUUCUUGAAGAGUUUAUCAUCUGGUCUCAGAAAAUGUCAUGAUGAAUAAGAUUAGUCUAGAGAAUUACAUCUAGAAGCAUUGAUUUAAGGUACCAGAGAUAUGUUGUAAAGCAUUUUUGUAUAUUAUGAAAUGAGAAAAACAAGGAAUUUAUUUAACUACUCUUACAACUUGUAGCUUUUAUAUUAUUUUCAUGGAUCAAUUGAUAUUUAA